Molecule: messenger RNA, 2835 nt
Organism: Dichotomopilus funicola
Lineage: Eukaryota; Fungi; Ascomycota; Sordariomycetes; Sordariales; Chaetomiaceae
Exons: 4
Coding region: 1-2835 (944 amino acids)
Biological process (GO): intracellular protein localization; establishment or maintenance of actin cytoskeleton polarity
Cellular component (GO): cell tip; microtubule cytoskeleton
Molecular function (GO): protein binding
Source: RefSeq, a predicted model, not a curated record
AUGACGAGGCCACACAUUAUUCGCGCUGACACCAUUGACCUCCAAACCCACGAAGCGCCGUCUGCGCAACGACACCACAGACCGGCCCCCGACGACGGAACCCUCGCCCCACACCAAGCCGAGACUCUUCGCGAGGUCGCCGUCGAAGCCGCCGAAGAAAACCUCCGCAGCCCCGGUGUCGCGUGGAACCCCGAGCCCGACGACAUCCAAGACCUCGUGAUUUCCCUCGACCCGGCCAUUGGUGGCCCGCGAAACGGAGCGGGGGAUACAAUGCGCUCUGGCACCCAGCAGGAUGCGCUGGCUGUUGCCCAGAACGGCGGGCAUGCCGGCCAAGAGGUGGACGAUGGCGACAUCGAGGGGGACGCCGAUGUUGAUCUGGACGACGACAUGAUGGACAAGAUCUCGAGUUCUCCUUCAAUUGAGGAUGGUGGGUCACCGCGUGCUCUUUCGGGUUUUCUCCCCACCACAAUUCUUCCACCACCAACAGCUUCUCCAAGUAUCAGCGACCCGAGGUCUUCUUCACCAUACCUUGAGAGUCCCGAAUACCUGCCAUUGGAAGAGGCAAAUCGCGAAUUGCGCCAGCGCGCAGAAGUAGCACAGUCCCCCCUUGUUAUUAGCCCAAGUUGUCAUCAUUAUCAUGACGGUGAGUUCGAGGCUGUGGCCACUGCCGACGAUGAUGCGGACGACGACGAAGACGACGACAACGACCUGGCGAACAAAACUAGCAGUCUCUUCGAUUGCUUCGACUUUGGCGACAAUCUAUUUUUGCGGGAUGCACGACAAGACAACGGCGCUGAGACGAGCUGGCAACUACCACCAGAACACGCAGAAUAUGAGAUGGGCGAUGGUUUUGAUAUCCAGGAACACGAAUUCGACGACCUCACGGUACCGUACGAUCCCGACGAACUAUACGAUAAUGACGACGACUACUACAAUAAUGUUAAUGUUGAUGAUGAUGAUGAUGACUAUUUUCUUGACUUGCAUACUUCCAGACAUGUCGACUCCGGCUGGGGUGGCGAAUGCUUACAACACACAGAGGACAUCGAUUUCGAUUUCGUCUAUGCUCUCCACACGUUUGUGGCGACUGUCGAGGGGCAGGCCAAUGCGACUAAGGGUGACACUAUGGUUCUUCUCGAUGAUAGCAACAGCUACUGGUGGCUGUUGUCCGCGUCUAUGCUCGGGGAUCAGCCGGACAAGGCGAAAAACGGCAUCAGGUCCGCUAUGAAGAGGAGGAAAGCCAAGAAUGUUCAAUUUGCCGCGCCGACUUAUGUGGACUACUCGGACUUUGAUUAUUCGACGGAAGAAGAGGACGCCGAGAUAUCUGUCUUUGCACAACGACAGCAGCAAGGACAACAAACCCAACAAUCGCAGCAGUCUGCUAGCGAUACAAACAUGGACGACGAGGCCGCCCGGGUCGAACCGUUGAAGCCGAAGUCACAAGCAAAGGCCGAGUCUAAGCGACAGGAGGCUAAUAGCGACGCGGACUUGUUAACUGCCGACAGGGGCUUGUUAGGCGCCGAUGAUGCUGCCGAUGGCAAGGCGGAAGGGCCGAAGAAGUCGAGCGACGGUACUGUUCGGGACUCAUUCUUCAAGGAUGAUACCGUCGAGACCAAGAAGAUCACGCUGACACCAAACCUGCUGCGUGAUGAUACUGCACCGCGCACCUCGGGCGAGUCUAAGGAAAUGAAGCAGCGGCCGAGCUUGGACAAGCUCGAAAAGGACAACGUUUUUACCAAGGACGACAAGAAGAAGAGCAAGAAAGAGAAAGAAAAGGACAAGAAGCCUGGUGGCUUGCGGGGCUUCUUCUCUCGGAAAGACAAGAAGUCGAAGGGAGAGGAGGACGACGACUCGUUUGGGAAGCGGUCGAUGGACGCAGACGCUCCGGAAAAGGACGAUGACGAGGAGGCGCAACCAUCACCGGAGAAGUUGGGGCCACAACGAACACCAAGCAAGCUGCAAAAGCAGCCCAGGGGCGACCCGUCCCCGACGAGGAAAUCAAAGGAAAAUGGCGGGGAAGCCAAAUCAUUUUGGUCGGAUGGGAGGGUCAACAACGUCGCAAACGUCCCGCCGACAUCGAUGCGCCUCGUCGAAGCCAGUCCGAAAGGGUCCCCGCAAACAAGCCCACGAGAACAACAAAUCGAGCAGGAAACGCCUGUCAAAGCCAAACCCACAAAGCCCGUCAAGGCCAAGGCCGCAAAAUCGCGGGUCGAACUCGACGACUUCGACAGCGACGAGGAAAUUAUCCAGGCCCCAACACGGGACGACCCGGCUUCGGAAGAAGCCACCCAGCAGCAGCCGCAGCCCUUCCAGAACAACAUCAACGAAGCUACAGCGGAAAUCCAGCCUGCGCUAGCACCACCCCCAUCAAGGCCCGCCCCCGCUGCGCCUACCGAGACGGUGUCGCCGCGCACGGUCACCGAAUCACCGGUCCAGGAGUCCCCCAUCAGCAGCAGCAACCCGCCGCAGCUGAUGGCAGACCACUCAAGCCAGGAAGAGGACCGGGCCUCACCAGUAUCCACACCCUCGCCGGAGCCGGUCGAACACGAGGACGCCGACACGUCCGGUCAUAAAACGGCAACCACGCCGUCCACGGCUCGGUCCGAAUCCUGGGACGACGCCAAUCUACGGGCCUUCUUCGACUCGGGCUCUGAUAUUCGCGACUUGUUGAUGGUGGUGUACGAUAAAAAUAAUGUGGACGAUGUCGGACCUGAUCAUCCUGCAGCAGGGUCGUUAUUCAGGGAGCAAAAUGCCAAAUUGGCGGAAAUUACGACGCGCCUUGAUGAUAUGCUUGGGGAUUGGCUGGCUCGUAAGCAGAGACUGCGCGGUUCUGUCUGA